CCCGCGCUCUGGCCCGCCCUGCAGACCCGGUUGGAGGCCUGGGGUCGCGCCGCCGGUGCUGGCAUGUCCACGUCCGGGCUCGCUACGUGGUGGCGCCUGCUGGCGCUGCCGCUGGUGGCCGGGGCCCGCUGCCCGUGCUCGGAGCCCGCGCUCUGCCGCCCGGUCCGCCACCGCCCCGACUUCGAGGUCUUUGUAUUUGAUGUUGGACAGAAAACUUGGAAAUCUUAUGAUUGGUCACAGAUUACAACUGUGGCAGCUUUUGGGAAAUACGACGCGGAAUUGAUGUGCUAUGCUCAUUCAAAAGGAGCCAGAAUAGUGCUAAAAGGAGAUGUAUCCCUAAAGGAUAUUGUUGAUCCCACUUUCAGAGCAUCCUGGAUAACUCAGAAAGUUAAAUUGGCCAAAACUCAGUAUAUGGAUGGAAUUAAUCUAGACAUAGAGCAAGAAGUUAAUUGUUCAUCACCUGAAUAUGAUGCAUUAACAGCUUUAGUCAAAGAAACCACAGACUCUUUCCAUCGUGAGAUUGAGGGAUCACAGGUAACCUUUGAUGUAGCUUGGUCUCCAAAAAACAUAGACAGAAGAUGCUAUAAUUAUACUGGAAUUGCAGAUGCUUGUGACUUUCUUUUUGUGAUGUCUUAUGAUGAACAAAGUCAGGUCUGGUCAGAAUGUGUUGCAGCAGCCAAUGCUCCCUAUAAUCAGACAUUAACUGGAUAUAAUGACUACAUCAAGAUGGGCAUUAACCCUAAGAAACUUGUAAUGGGUGUUCCCUGGUAUGGUUAUGAUUAUACCUGCUUGAAUCUAUCUGAGGAGCACAUUUGUACCAUUGCAAAAGUCCCUUUCCGGGGGGCUCCUUGUAGUGAUGCCGCAGGACGUCAGGUGCCCUAUAAAACCAUCAUGAAGCAAAUAAAUAGUUCUUUUUCUGGAAGUCAAUGGAAUAAAGAUCAACAGGCUCCUUACUAUAACUAUAAAGAUCCUGCUGGCCAUUUUCAUCAAGUAUGGUAUGAUAACCCUCAAAGCAUUUCUUUAAAGGCAGCAUAUAUCCAAAACCAUGACUUACGGGGCAUUGGUAUGUGGAAUGCAAACGCUCUUGACUACUCUAAAGAUACUGUCGCCAAACAGCAAACUGAAGAAAUGUGGAAAGCCUUAAAGCCAAAGCUAUGACAGAGAUGAACAUCUUUCGUUUAACUACUAAGAUUUACAAAAAUGUUCUGUAUCAAAGACCUAAAUUCUUCAAGAGAAAAAAAUGUGUACACUUUGGCCAUGUUGCUGUAACUUUAGUUAUUAGUAUACUCAAAA
Molecule: messenger RNA, 1293 nt
Organism: Dipodomys spectabilis (banner-tailed kangaroo rat)
Lineage: Eukaryota; Metazoa; Chordata; Mammalia; Rodentia; Heteromyidae
Gene: Ctbs
Product: chitobiase
Exons: 7
Coding region: 64-1158 (364 amino acids)
Biological process (GO): carbohydrate metabolic process; chitin catabolic process
Cellular component (GO): extracellular region
Molecular function (GO): chitin binding; chitinase activity
Source: RefSeq, a predicted model, not a curated record